Closterium sp. NIES-65 is the source of this 3426-nucleotide messenger RNA. The record is from the annotation of a GenBank genome assembly. NCBI's taxonomy places the organism in Eukaryota, Viridiplantae, Streptophyta, Zygnematophyceae, Desmidiales, Closteriaceae.
AUGGAUUACAUCUCGGACAAUCCCUCCGCGGUUAACUUCCCCGGUACGACCACACGCGGCCAUGCUGCUGCUGCUGGCGGCUGCGUCUCUCCCCUUAGGACAGCCUCUCGGGUCUCUCCUCCACUUUUCGCUGCUGCCUUGCCGCUGCCUUCCUCCUUCCUGCAGCGAAUGCGUCGCCUUAUCGGCAUUCUCCAUCUGCCACCCUCUCUUAUCCCUCUGCUCCCCCAUCCCCGCCGCGCAGGUCCGCCGCGCGUGUCCGCCAACUCAUGCGCGCGCCCAUGCAAGGUGCCGAACCCGCCGAUCGUCAUCAACGUGGGGUUCGAGCGCGACAUUCUGCGCCGCGCCACGCUCCCCAACGACACGCUCGUGACCAUGCUGCUGUGGAGCAACGUGCGCCUGACACGUGGACUAGUGUUCGGAGCCAACUUCUCGUGCACCAUCUUCAACUCCACGCGCCCCGGCAGGCUCACCAUCUCGCUGCCCAACACCGCCACGCCAGUCCUGGAGCUGUUCAACACGCACAACGUGCUCGUGCACGGCAUCAACUUCCACAUCUCCGUGAGGGACUCCGACACCACCAUCUGCCGCUUCCCCAACAUCGACCAGGUGCGAGACAUCUACAUCGGGCGCUACUCCUGCCCGGCCAUCUUCCUCUUCCGUGUCUUCGCCGUGCAAGUCACACAGGGCACGGUGCACGGACGGAUUGAUGUCAUGCGCGCCGCGUACUCGCGAAUUGACAACAUGCGAGUCACUGUGAAUCCUGCCAAUUGGCCGGCAGCCAUCCGUGUGUCCUACUCUGGGCAUGGCCCGACUCUGCAGCGCUCCAACGUAUGGAUUACAAACAAUGAGCUGUUUUCCGGAGGGGAGGGGCGGGAGCAGGCGCAGCGGGCGCGCGUGGGGAUCAUGAUCUUGUGGGGCGGGAUAGGGGUGAACGUGAUGAAUAACCGCCUGCACGACUUUACCCUCGCGGGGAUCCAGAUGGGCCACGGCAUGAACAACGUGGGCGAUGCCAUGUUGACCAAAGUGGCCUACAAUGAGAUUCGGCACGACUUUGGCGAGACAGGGGCGAACACGCGGCUGGACAACAGUGGGAUUUACUUUGACACGCACUGGGUGAACCCUGGGAACUACCUGCGCUGCAACUAUGUGUACCGUGGUGGGCACUGCCUGUACAUCGACUGGGUGUCCAGUGGGGUCAUCUCGGAUGGGCUUGUGUGCGACCAGACAGCUGAUGGGCUCAAGCUCAACUCUGGAAAGAACAACAUGAUACUGGGCAUGGUGAUGAUCAACACGACGCAGUUCUCAGUGGGGUACAUCUCGUGCCAGAACAACCACCUCAACAACUGUGAUAACUACGCUGGCCCCAACUGGAACCGCCUCCUCAAAACCUACUUCCAGACGCCCGAGAUUCGAUGGAAUUAUCCUUAUCUGACCAACUUUUGUGGGAAGAACCGCAUCAACGGCAUUGACUGCAACAAUGGCACAGAUGCUGCUCACAGCCGCGCGGUCACAUCUGGAUGCAGCGGGCUUCCCACUGAAAACUACGCAGAGCUAGUUUCUGCCACCCCGUCAGGCUCUCCAAAAUAUGUCAUCUACAUGCCCAACUGUGCGCCCUUCCCUUCUGUGCCUGCUCUCAACCGCAUGCGUUAUUUUGCCACGAGUAUCGACAAAGCAGGGUUCAGGGAUUCUAAGAAUGGGGAUUUUGGGCUGAGGAGCAACUCCGAGGAUCUGUGCGUGCUGCUAUUCACCUCCAGCCGCGACCCGGGCAUAGUCCCGCGCAACACACAGCCCCCCGAGCCGGACGGUGACGUGGAGGCGCCGCGGCCGUCGGGAGGGCGGCGGCUGCCGCGGACGAAGGACGUGGUGAUAAAGGGCAAGACGGUGAAGGUUAAAUACUGCGACACCUGCAUGCUGUACCGACGCAAUUUUGGAUCCGCGCCUUUUUUCCCCCAUCCACCCCCCUCCAUCCGGGAGCUGCUUCCGCUCCAGCAUCACACAAAGUUCUCCUCCCGCAUCCCCUCUCCCGCCACCCCGUCUUCCUGUGCGCGGCAGGCCGCCGCGGUGUUCGCACUGCAGCAUCUGCAACAACUGCGUGGAGAGAUUCGACCACCACUGCCCCUGGGUGGGCCAGUGCAUCGGCAAGCGCAACUACCGAUUCUUCUUUCUCUUCGUGUGCUCCACCACGGCGCUCUGCAUCUAUGUCUUCUCACUCUCCGCCUACCUCAUCAAGGUACCUCUCGCUGCCAUCCCUCCUGCUGCUCACUGCUGCCCCUCUUGCUACUCAUUUCCGCCCCCCUGCUGCUCAUUGCCGCCCACCUGCUGCUCAUUGCCGCCCACCUGCUGCUCAUUGCCGCCCACCUGCUGCUCAUUGCCGCGCUUCUGCUGCUCACUGCCGCCCCUCCAAGUGCCCAGAACUCACUAUGCCCGUCUUUUCUGUUGCUCCUUCCUUUUCACCACUCCACCAACCCACUACGAUCUAACCACUCGCACCCGCCCCAUCCCCUGCCCUCACCGCGCAACCCCCGUUCCUGCCCGUGCCUCCGCCAGGUGCUCAUGGACAAUGCGUACGAGCCGGGGGGGGAGACGCGCACGGUGUGGCAGGCGCUGGGGCAGGCGCCCAUGGCGGCCGUGCUCAUGGCGUACACCUUCCUCGCCGUCUGGUUCGUUGGGGGCCUCUCCGCCUUCCACCUCUACCUCAUGUCCACCAACCAGACGACGUAUGAGAACUUCCGGUACCGGUACGACAAGAAGCGCAACCCCAACAACCGCGGCAUCAUGCGCAACGUGUACGAGGCGCUCUGCUCGCCCAUCCCGCCCUCCCGCAACCACUUCCGCGCCGACCUCCCCGACCCCUCCGCCCCCCAGCCCCCCACAGCCCCCUCCGACCCCCAACAGCCCGAGCUCUCCGCUGCCAUCCCCCCUGCGCGGCGCCACAGCAAGGGGUCUAGGCCCGGGUCGAGAGGGUCGUCUGGGGGAAGGUCUCCUGCGCAGCGGGGGGGGAAAUCGCCUGCGCAGCGGGAGUAUGAUUUGGUGGAGGUGACUAAAUUGAGGGAGGACGAGGGGGGGCAAUUGGCGGAUCAAAUCGUGGAGGCGGGCGGCGUGAUGCCGUCUGGUGCGGGGGUGGCUCGGUCGGGGUCGAGAGAUGGGUCCGGGCGGGAGAGUGGGGGGAGCGGGCGGAAGGGGGGGAAGAAGAAAUCGCAUAGUGGGAAGCUGAGGGAGAAGGGGGAGGGGCGGAAGGGGAAGCAUAGAGAUAGAGGAGAGGGGGAUGGGGCAGGGGAGGGAGUGGAGGGGGCAGUGGGGGUUGGGGAUGUGGUGGGAGGAGGGGGAGGAGGGAUGGGGGGGCAAGUGGCAGUGGAUCUGCAAGGGCAGGAGUACGUGCAGCGGAGGUACAGCCCCGUGCCCGACGUUCCUAGAGACGGGCUCUAG